UUUGUAUUUGAAAUGUUUGCAAUGCUUUAGCGCUAGCUGAUAUCUUUUUAUAGUAAUUCGUGUACGUGAGUAAGGAAGAUAAACAAAAAGUGUGAAUAAAUUCAAGUAUGGGACCGGACAACAGGAAUUUGUGCAUAUUAGAUCCAAACUUUACCAUAAUAUACAUGUUUCUGGAAAAAUUUUCCGAUGCUUGUGGUAUUGACAAAUUAGGAAUAAAUGAUUUGAGUGUUAUGGUUCAGAAUAAUGAGGCAGUAGCACCUGCCUUGGAAGAGUUGCACAUUAAACUGCUUCGGAAAAUAAGAAAAUCCGUUCCUGUUGGAAAAUGGGAAAACACUUUAGCGAAAUUUGCACACACUUAUUCCAAUCAAGAUGCAUGGGAAUUGGAACGAUUUGGAUAUAAAAACACUAAUUCAGCGGUUAAACUUAGAAUUUUAAAGGUUUUACUGGAAGCACAAUUUGAUCGAAACAUCAAAUUUAAAGGAUACAUCAAUGGAUUAACCGCUGAAGAACUGCGAUCCAAACCAUUGGGUAAAGAUUCUCUCGGUAACAGCUAUUGGUGCAUUAUGGAUCGACAUUACAGCAUUAAAAUUUUUCGAGAGAACAUGGAUGAUGAAACAUGGAAUCUUGUGGCAAGUAAUCGUGAUGAAGUAAAGAUAUUAAUUGAAAAGUUUAAACAAAGUAAAACUCAAACAGUAAAUAAUGAAAUAGACGAUAAUGGAUUGAAUGGUCCUGAAACACAGUCAGAAACAGAAAUAUGUUUGAAGCACGAUGCUACUGCCUCAUCUCUUAUAUUGGAUAGGAGAACAUAUAAUAAAGAAUCGUUUAACGAAUGCUCAAACGAACGAUCACGAAUAAACAGCAAUGGAAUUAACGAGCUAUAUCCUUCCGAUAAAGCUAUAGAUGAGGAAACUGAGAGUGUCAGUGAAAACGCCUCAAACGAUCAACCGCAUUUAAUAGAAAUUAAUACAUCUAUGAUUGAAACCAAGAAAAUUUUGGAAACCAGUGGUUCAAACAUUAAAACACAGCCAAUUUUUAGUGACAUCAUUGAAGAUAAAGUUUUAUUUGUUCAAGGUCACGGAAGUGGCGCAGAUAAUGACAUGGGUAAUAUAAAAAAAGAAUGUAUGCAAAAUUCAAGAAGGUCCAGUAACAAUUCUGAAUUAAAUAGCUCUUCUGACGAUGGCGCACAAACUACUAGAAGAAAUUACAGUUCACCGGUUGUGAAAUCAAAUAUAGAUGUAUUUCACAAUGCUAACGAUCUUCCUAUCAAAAAGAAAAUUAAUAGAGGCUUACAUAUAACUAAUGAGCGCCUAGCUUUGAAUGUUGAGGAAUUCGAAGAGAAAAUGACAGCAACGACUUCAAUGAAUUGUCAUUUACACAUUUUCAAAGAAAACCUUAGCUCGAAAAAUCACCAAGACCCUUUUGAAGGAUCCCAAGCAAAGAAAGAUUGUGAUUCUCAGCGGUCUGCCCCGCAUUCAUUCGAUAGUUUACCAAAGAUAGAAACAGAAAUCUACGAUACAGAUGUAAAAAGUCACAAUAUCGCAAAAAAUAUUUCGGCGGUUGAAUCGAAUAGUACCUAUGAAUCAGUAGAUAAUGAAACUAAAAGUGAGGGUUUAUGCGAUAAUAAAAUGAGUUUUCUUAUGGACAAAGUCGAAUGUAAAGAAGAGAAAAGGCUGUUUCAAUUGGCAGAUGAGAAUCCAAUGACACAGUCUGAGCUGGUCAUAUCGCAUGUCAAAAAAAGAAGGAGAAAAUGUAAAAUGGAGGAUGAUAUAAAUACUGGGAAUAUUAUAUCAGAUACCCUAAGCUCCCAUCCUAUUCGGCAAUCUAGAAGAAUAGCCCAACAAAAAAUACGAGAAGAAACAAACCGUCGCCUAAUUGAAGAAAAAAUGCUGCGCGAAUUAAAAGCAGAAUCGUUAAAAAACAAGAAAAAACAUUCAUAUACGAAAUCGGAAGAUGAAGAGUAUGUACUAUCAGAAAUCGAAGAUAGUUCAAAUGCGUAUGUGAAAGUUAAGAAAAAAAACCGUGAUAAACCUUGGUUAACCUCAUCAUCUGAAAGCAGCAGCGAAUCCGAACUAGAGGAGGAACUGGAGCCAUCCGAUGACUGUAAACCAUGCAUUGAAUCAGAUCAUGAAUUUUCCCCGGAAUCUGACGUUGAAAAUGAAUGUGUAAUACCAACAAAGAGAGCCAGAACCGUUCGUGUUAAAGUAGACUCUAAUUCUGACAAUGACGGUAGUGAAGAUUCCAUUGUAGAGCAUUCUUGCCAAAAAUGCGGCAACACUGACCAUCCGGAAUGGAUUCUGCUGUGUGAUUCAUGCGAUAAAGGUUAUCAUUGUUCUUGUUUGAAUCCAGUAUUAUUUGUAAUACCCGAAGGAGACUGGUUUUGUCCUAUAUGUGAACAUAACAACUUAAUGGCAAAAUUGCAUGAAACGUUAUUUUUAUACGAUGAAAUAUGCAAACAGCUGGAUGCAGAAAAUGCAGCAAAACAUCAGCAAAAUGUUGAAAAAACAGACAUUAAUGACGGUGAUUAUUUGCAAUGUGAUGACAAAAUAGAAAAAUCCUGCAAAUUUUUGAAUAAAUUCAAAAAUUUGAGAAGAAAUCCGACAGAAAACAAAUUAGGUAGAAGUACAUAUUCGACAUCAAGUGAUGUAUCUUCUGAAAAUGAAUCCUUUUCGUCUGAACAUAACAAAUUAGCUUACAAGUUAAGACGAAGAAAUCAAAAUUGUUUGAACUAUUGUUUUAAUGAUUAUGACGAUUUGAUUAAUUCUGCAAUCAGGCGUGAAAAGCGUUUAAAUGAUGAUUGUCUAGAAAACUCGGCGGGUAAAAAUAUUAACAGCUUUUUAAAAUCGGAGAUAGAAAAAACUAUUUCAAGAACCUCUCCAGAUUAUCCCAACAGAGGAAAAAAAUGUGCAGUCAAUAACUUGCCCAAAAAAAGAAAACGUUUAAAUGAUUUAAAUUCCGACGAGGAUGAUGAUGGAUCAGAUGCAGAUUUUACAGAAACCACUUCGGAAGAUGACGAUGAAGAAAGUUUAUCGUUCACUGAGGAUAGUGAAAGCUCUUUGGAAAUACAAACAUCAAGAUAUUUUCGCUCUGCUGCGAAUAAAAAACAUGAUAAAGAAUUUAUCAAUGAUGACGAUGAUAGUGAUCAAAGUGGUUAUAAUGUACGAACGCGACCCAACAAAAUCAAAAAGAUAUAUAAUGAAUCAGAUGAGUUCGAAGAUGAAGAUCCUACCGAAAGUGAAGAGAUAGACAGUGAAGAUCUUUGUGAUGACACUGAAACGGAUAGCAGUCAGGAUAAACUGAAAAAAAGAAACAGAAAAAAUAACAUACAACCAUUAGAUAUAAAAAAUACUAACAAGAAAAAGAAACGAGUUAAAAAAAUUGAAGAAGACAAAUUAUUCAAGACUGGUUAUAAUAAAAAAGCAAUGGUAAUAGCAACUGAUUCUGAUCAGUCGAUAACUGAUACAGAUUUACCUAACAAGCGACGCACUCGAGGGAAGAAACUACACUACAUUCUUGAUGAAGAUUUUGAAAGUUCCGAUGAUGGUAUAACACCUGGAGUCUUGCGCCCGGAUACCCCUCCUGAAGAACGAGAACGCUUUAUUCAGAAACAGGAAGAAAUUAAAAGAAUGUUGGCAGAAAAAAAUACUGCGGCUGCUAAAGCUUUAGCGACUCCAACAAUCAGGCCACUAUCGGAAGCACUUGCUAAAAAUAAGCAAGUAUUACUUUCAACAGUACCGCAACAAGUAAUAGAUAACGCAAAAAUGCUUGAUAUUGAUUUUCUAAAAAUUCCUAAAAGCAUCGAUUCAGAUGACUUUGAUGAUGAACUGGCGGUUAAUUUUGCCGAUCCAGAUGUAAACGAAGAAGAGUUAGCAAAAAUUAUGGAGGACGAGGACUUUGCAUCGCACCAGUUAAAGUUAGAAGAAGAUGAUUUGUUAAGAAAUAAAAAUAUGACAGAGCAGUCAACAAAAAAAAAGUUAAGGGACUUCGACAGUAUUGACCCGGCAGAUGUGACAAAGGUCGACAAAAGAGGGAUUUCUCAGAUCGCCUGCGAUAAACGACAUAAAACUAACGCUGAAUCACUAUCUAUAAUGCUUGCUGGAAAACCAGAUCAUCAAAAUCAUUCUCAUCAUUUCAACACUGCUAAAAUAAGUCCGCUUGCCAGUAUGCUUAGGCCUUCAAUUGAUAGAUCAACAAGUUUAUUACAGCAAAUGAAGCAGCAAGCUAUUCCGUUACGUGAUUGUGAAGAAACUCCAAGAACAACCCAAUUAUCGUCGUUGCCCCACUCUAAUUUAUACAUGUCACUAUCAAAACCUACAACCGCGGAACGGCAGAAAAGUUCUCCUACUUUCGGGAAACCCAUACAUGGUCUUAUAGCAGAAUCAUCAGAUCGUAUGGAUUAUGCUAAUUUGCGUAGAAAAAGGCGAAAAAAAAUUACACCGCUGAGAGGCGAUUUGUACAAAAACACAGAGAGUGGAGAAGAUGCACCAAAACUGCCUCAAUAUCAUAUGUCACUAAUUACUGUUGAAAACAUGACAGCGAAGAAUUCUUCAAACAGCGUAUGUUCAAAAAUAGUAGAGACACCGCUAGACUACAGAAAAGUACACCAAGGAUCGCUAUAUAAUACACAAGCUUCGUAUAUGUUGCAAGCGAAUUAUCAAUCUGGAUUUUGCAGUUCAUCAAACGGUAAUACAUCAUUUUUUUCAUGUCCUGUACCAAAUACCAUUAGCGAGCAGUCUUCAAGCCGUUUAUUUGCAACAUUGGAACCAGUGAACGUUGAAGAUUCUACUACAGAACAUAUGGCAAUUGAAUCAGUAGGAAAUCAUGAUAUCGAAACUGAGAAAAACAGUGAAUUCAGCGGAUUGGUUAGUUAUUUUAGUUCUCAGCGAAACGAAUUAAAUGAAUGAAUACAAAAUAAAGCAAAA
Sabethes cyaneus is the source of this 4919-nucleotide messenger RNA. RefSeq names its product remodeling and spacing factor 1-like. NCBI's taxonomy places the organism in Eukaryota, Metazoa, Arthropoda, Insecta, Diptera, Culicidae. Gene Ontology annotation, biological process: regulation of DNA-templated transcription. Bases 108 to 4901 code for a protein of 1597 amino acids. Gene Ontology annotation, cellular component: RSF complex. The transcript has 6 exons. The record is from RefSeq and is a predicted model, not a curated record.